AUGAACAUGUCAGAAACGUCUACAUUAGUUAGCUCUCCUAGCAACGAAAGUCAAGAUAGCAAGAAUCCUAAAAUUAAUCAUCAAGAAAUCUUACACAAUCAUCCAAAAUUUCAAGCAAUAUUAACCAAAUUUCAAAACUUCACCAAUCAAAAUAAAAACACCCUUGAGAUUGAAGAAAGAGUAUUUCCUAACUUAACAGGAGAUACAUUAGCAGGAGACAAUAAAAUCAAUUUACGUACAGAAUCAUUAUAUUUUGUUGAAGAUUAUUUUUGGAAUCAUCAACAUGAUGAUUUUGAACAUAUUGAAGAUGAAAGAGAUAAUUAUUCAUUAACAUUUUUCCAUCUUGGACCAAAAUUAUCCGGACAUCAUGGGAUAGUUCAUGGUGGAUUAUUGGCAACUUUAUUGGAUGAAGUAACUUGUAGAUUAGCAUUUCUUAAUUUUGAAAGUCAAAGAGGUGUAACUGCAAAUUUAAAUAUUAAUUAUAAGCAACCUACAUAUGUUGAUAAUUAUAUUAUGAUCAAAUGUACCUUGAUUAAGAAACAAGGAAGGAAGUGUUGGGUAAGAGGAGAUGUGUAUAGAUUUGAUUUGGAUGAUAAACCGGUUGAAACGGUGGAAACAAAAGAGAAUUUAUUGACUACAUGUGAAGUAUUGGCUAUAGAACCCAAAUGGGUUGAUAAAUUGAAGACAGUGUAA
Molecule: messenger RNA, 693 nt
Organism: Hemisphaericaspora subhashii
Lineage: Eukaryota; Fungi; Ascomycota; Pichiomycetes; Serinales; Debaryomycetaceae
Exons: 1
Coding region: 1-693 (230 amino acids)
Source: RefSeq, a predicted model, not a curated record